Molecule: messenger RNA, 732 nt
Organism: Brassica napus (rape)
Lineage: Eukaryota; Viridiplantae; Streptophyta; Magnoliopsida; Brassicales; Brassicaceae
Exons: 5
Coding region: 1-732 (243 amino acids)
Source: RefSeq, a predicted model, not a curated record
AUGUCUUCUAAGAAAAAGUUGGUGUACCUUGAUGAGAUUAGGCCAUGGAAAACAACUUGGUUUAUUGAAGCCAAAGUCAUACACACCUGGAAACCUUCUAAUACCGGAUUUGGUGAGACUUUAGAGAUCAUAUUGGCAGACAAAAAUGGUAUCAAGGUUCAUGCUACUUGUAGGAAGAACUAUUUGAAAUCUUUGGGGGAUCAAUGUAUUGUUGGCGAAUGGAAGAGUAUUGAAAACUUCCAAGUUAGUGAACCUGGAAAACAUUUCCGACCAACAAAACUCAUGUACAAGAUAAUUUUCAUCAACCAGAAGGUUAUUAAACCGUAUGAUUUCGAAGACGAUGACAUGUUUCUAUCCUUAGCAGAAUUCGAUUCUGUUUUGAGUGGAAGAUUAGAGACUGAGUUUUUAAUUGACAUCGUUGGACAAGCCAUAGAUGUUGGAGAGCUUCAAAUUCUCCAAUCUAACGGAAAAGAGUUAAGAAAAAUCGAGUUCACCUUGAGAAACAUCAGUUACAAACUUAAUGAUGAUUCUAUGAGUAUUGUUGAGACAAAUGAUGAAGGGAAACAAAUCGUUCCUGAAGCAAACACUGAGACUCCACAGAAAGUGGACACUUGGAAAGAAUACGAGGACAAGACAAUUUCUGAGAUACUAGGAUGCACACAAGUUUACUUCAUGAACGAUCAAUGCUCAAAAGUGCAAGGUUGUUGCUACAAUCUAUGCUAUAGGUACUGA